Trichoderma gamsii is the source of this 492-nucleotide messenger RNA. RefSeq lists its product as hypothetical. The record is from RefSeq and is a predicted model, not a curated record. NCBI's taxonomy places the organism in Eukaryota, Fungi, Ascomycota, Sordariomycetes, Hypocreales, Hypocreaceae. The coding region runs from base 1 to 492 and encodes 163 amino acids. The transcript is spliced from 2 exons.
AUGCUAAUCGCCAGAGAGAACGAGUAUAGGCGCCGUAACAGCCGCAUUCUGCCCUCCCGCUCGUCUUCCAUCAUCAUCACAUUUCUCCUCUUCGACGGGAAAAGAGCGUCGCAUCAGGAUGCCUGCUGCUGUGUUGGUCUCUGCGCCUGCGACGAUCCAGCACCGGCAGCAAAUCAGACGCCGGCAACGUCAGCCUCUUUGCCUCAUUGUGCGUGCUUUUUCACUUUGUCUCACGCCGUCCUUGUCCUGUCCGGCCGCUGCCACAGGCUCAAGCCGACAUGGGGGACGGCAGAUGAGCAGGGUCCAGUGGUGUUGUUUGGCCUGAAAGCGGGGAGCCGAAAACUGGAGGCUUUUCUGCCAGCUCAGCGGUGCAGCUUCCCGUUGGUACCUGCUAGAUGCUGUGCUACUGCACAUAUAGCCAAUCAUCACGCAGCUUGCAGCCAGAUUACAAAUUUCAUUUUCCCUCUCGUUGCGGAUAUUGCUGUUUUAUAG